AUGACAGUGUGCAAAUUCUAUUCGCAAGGCAACUGCCGAUUCGGGGACAAUUGCAAAUUUGAACAUCCUGGCAGCCAGCGAGAUGGCAAUCGAGGUGGUGGCGGAGGUUUCGGCGGUCGCUCGAACAACAACGGUAACAACCGCUUUGGCGCUCUUGGCGGCGACAGCUACCGUCCCAACCAAAACUCGGGUGGACCGUUUGGAGCCACGCGUGAUAGCAAGUCUCUACCCUACCACCUAGACAUCGCGGACAUCAAAGCAGAUCUAUCUGGACAGCGGCCGAUCUACCCACUGUCGUGCUACGGUCCUGGCCGUGAUGCUCCACGGCAGCUCAUUGAAGGUCCAGUCGAGAUCAGCCCAGAAGAGCUCCGCGUGCGGUACUACACUGCACGAGCUGCAGGGCAGGAAAAUGUUGCACAACAAGAAGAGGCCGAACUCCAUGCAAAAAUGCAGCAGCAGGUCAAAGCAAUCACGGAUGACGUGGAGGGUGCCGUUCGAUAUAUUGAGGAAGGUGCCAACGUGCAUCCAAAUAGACUGGACAUGAUCAAAGGAGCUGCCGCACAGCCAGGCUCAGGCUCGAGUCCAUUCGCACAAGUAUCCAACAAUUCAUUGUCCUCAGGACCAGCGACACAAGGAUCAUCUUUCGGGCAGCCAUCAAGACCAGGCUUUGGCCAGCCAGCCUUUGGUCAGGCUUCCAAUCCUGCUCAGACCACAUCAGCUUUCGGGCAACCAUCGAACUCCGGACAGACCACAUCAGCAUUCGGCGCAUCCUCAGCACUAGGCCAGAAGCCAUCGCCCUUUGGCCAACCCUCAACACUAGGAGGUGGAAGCUCUUUCGGCAAGCCUGCUUUUGGUGCUUCAGGCUUUGGUCAGACAGCUGCGCCAGUCGCUGGGAGCGCUUUUGGGCAGCCCAUCGGUCUUGGUGCGCAAACACAGUCACCAUUUGGACAGGCUGUCGGAGCCAACAAGCCGGCAUUUGGGCAAGCAUCAGCUCCCGGUGGAACACCUGCUUUCGGACAGGCUUCUGCACCAACUCAAGGGUCCGCUUUUGGUCAGGCCAGCGGUCCAGGGCAACCACAGCAAUUGAGUGCGUUUGGCAAGCCUGCAUUUGGGCAGAGUCCAUUUGGGCAAGCAGCGCAACCUGGUGCAAAUCAGUCACCAUUCGGCCAGCAGCCACAGGCCAACCAGUCACCCUUCGGUCAACAGCCUGCGCCAAACGCACCGUCUCCGUUCGGUCAGGUGGCCUCAAAAGCCCAACAGCCAAAUAGUUUCGGCCAACCACAGUCUCAACCAGGGGCGGCACAAUCCAACCCCUUUGGCGGCGCUGCAGGAUCAGCAGCAGCUCCUGCCUUUGGCAAGCCGAGCGCGCUUGCCUUUGGAGCACCUAGUCUUGGUGGCCAGCAAGCGCCAGCUCCGAGCACACAACCACAGAACCCAUUCGGUCAGGCAGCGCAACCUGCCCAAGCUCCUGCGGCGAACCAGUCGCCUUUCGGCGGUCAGACUCAAGCAGCUCCAGCAAUGGCGCAAGCACAGUCCCAGCCAGCGCAGGCAUCCGGGCCAAUUGAUCCCAAGGACAGUUACAAAGAAGGAAGCCCAGCAGAGUACGAGGGCGAAACAGGCAGGCUGCUUGAGGAGAUCUACAGGAGAGUUGGGCAGAUGGGUCGUUUUAACGAUGAUGAGGAUAUACCUCUCACUCCCCCGAAGUGUGAAUGGAUCGUACCCGUCGCGAUCUGA
Didymella exigua CBS 183.55 is the source of this 1734-nucleotide messenger RNA. RefSeq lists its product as uncharacterized. The coding region runs from base 1 to 1734 and encodes 577 amino acids. NCBI's taxonomy places the organism in Eukaryota, Fungi, Ascomycota, Dothideomycetes, Pleosporales, Didymellaceae. Gene Ontology annotation, molecular function: metal ion binding. The transcript has 4 exons. The record is from RefSeq and is a predicted model, not a curated record.